Molecule: messenger RNA, 5478 nt
Organism: Linum tenue
Lineage: Eukaryota; Viridiplantae; Streptophyta; Magnoliopsida; Malpighiales; Linaceae
Source: the annotation of a GenBank genome assembly
UAGAGAUCGAAAAGGAGUAUAUAAAUAGAGAGAGACGGAAAGCAAAAGAAGAAAAUCGCUCUGUUUGUGUUCGCGGCCAGCCACCAGCCUGAGCAACGAGUCUAAGUCUUGAGCCACAGGAAGGAACUGGAGUUGCCCUGCCUGCCUACAUUUUUCCAUUUGUUCGUCUUCCGUGAGUUCCGUUGUAUCGGAGAGAAAGAAGGAAACAGUCGGCAGCUGCUGCAGCGAACUCUAAACAAACAGUUCUUUCCGUGAGCUACCGACCCAGCCCCCCAAAACCCUAUUCCAGCUCAAUGUGACAAACCCCAACUCUUAUCUAAAACCCGAGCCAAAAACGCCCCUCUGGAACCGUAGGCGAACAAACCAUGCCUUCCUACUCAGCUAUUUUCCAGGGCUGUGUGAAACCCACCACUGUCAUCGUUUCUUUAAGACCCACUUGCUCCGCCGUUGCUCUUCCUCUACGCUGCCGGCGGAGCGCUCAUCGUGUUGUCGCAUCGCUAAAACCCUCCUUCCCUUGCCGCCAAUUCAUGGCUCUUAGUUCAUCCUCCGUCUAUGUUCCUCCCCAUUUGAGACAGCUUGGAAAUGGACGGUGCUUGAGCGGCGGUGACGUUUAUAGCAGCAGGGGUUUUAGGGGAUCUUCUCCUUUAAUUUUGGAUUGGAAGGUUGCUGCCAUCCCCAAUUUCUAUCCCCGGAGCCUGAAUUACGGCCGGUAUGCUUACCAGGAUGAGUCCAGCGAUGAGUCCGAGCCGGAAACUGGGUCGUCGAUGAGUGGUUCAACGCUUGAAAACUUGGAGGAUUGGAGAUGGAAGCUGACAAUGCUAAUGCGCAACAAAGGCGAGCAAGAAGUUGUAUCCAGGGAAAAAAAGGAUAGGCGAGAUUUUCAGCAGAUCUCUGCUGUGGCUGAGCGAAUGGGUUUAUAUGGCCGUCAGUACUCAAAAGUUGUCGUCUUUAGCAAAAAUCCUCUGCCUAACUACAGACCUGAUCUCGAUGAUAAACGGCCACUGAGAGAGGUGAUAUUACCAUUUGGAGUGCAAAGAGAAGUGUCGGCUCAUCUCAAUUCCCACCUUUCGAAAAAGUCAUUAAGCAGAGGGUCUUCUACCUCCUCUUUGAGGUCGAGUAGCGGUGGGAGUUUGGCUUCUGAAGAGACAGUAAAUGGCCAGCGAGAGCCCGUUUUACCGGAUAUUUCAACACGUGAACGAAUGUAUCGUCGUAAAAGUUUGCAAAUGCGUGAUCAGCAGCAAGAAUGGCUGGAUUCUCCUGAGGGCCAAAAGAUGAUUGACUUUCGUAAAAGUCUUCCUGCAUAUAAAGAAAAGGAUGCAUUAUUGAAAUCACUUGCUCAAAAUCAGGUCAUCGUUGUGUCUGGUGAGACUGGAUGUGGGAAGACCACACAACUCCCACAGUAUAUACUAGAAUCUGAAAUCGAAGCUGCUCGAGGUGCUGUAUGUAAUAUCAUAUGUACUCAGCCAAGGAGAAUAUCUGCUAUGUCUGUCGCUGAAAGAGUUGCUGCAGAACGAGGAGAGAAACUUGGUGAAUCGGUUGGUUACAAGGUUCGCUUGGAGGGAAUGAAAGGAAAAGAUACACGCCUCCUUUUCUGCACCACCGGGGUAUUGUUAAGGAGAUUACUUCUUGAUAGAGACUUGAGAGGCGUAACUCAUGUCAUUGUUGAUGAAAUUCAUGAGCGAGGCAUGAAUGAAGAUUUCCUUCUAAUUGUUCUGAAGGAUCUCCUUCCUCGUCGACCUGAUUUGAGAUUGGUUUUGAUGAGUGCAACACUGAAUGCUGAACUUUUCUCUUCCUAUUUUGGCGGUGCUCCAACACUCCACAUUCCUGGCUUCACCUAUCCAGUACGGGCACAAUUUCUAGAGAAUAUUUUAGAAACCACUGGAUAUAGAUUGACUCUGAAUAACCAAAUCGAUGAUUAUGGUCAAGAAAAGACAUGGAAGAUGCAGAAACAAACUCAAGGUUUCAGUUGUUUUUGGUGUUUUUCUCAGGACACAGUUGAAUCUACUGACUUUAGGGGUUACAGCCACCGCACCCAAGAGUCCUUGUCCAAUUGGAACCCUGACUCAAUUGGUUUUAACCUCAUUGAGCAUGUUCUUUGUCACAUUGUCAAAAAUGAGAGACCUGGUGCUGUGCUGGUUUUUAUGACUGGUUGGGAUGACAUUAACUCGUUAAAGGAUCAGCUGCAAGCUCAUCCGGUGCUGGGCGAUCCAAGCAAAGUCUUAUUACUUGCGUGCCAUGGCUCCAUGGCAAGCUCUGAGCAGAGACUAAUAUUCGAUAAACCUGAAGAUGGUCUGAGGAAAAUUGUUUUAGCCACUAACAUGGCUGAGACUAGUAUUACCAUCAAUGAUGUUGUAUUCGUUGUCGACUGUGGGAAAGCGAAAGAGACAUCCUAUGAUGCAUUGAACAAUACUCCUUGUUUGCUUCCCACCUGGAUUUCAAAAGCUUCUGCACGACAAAGAAGGGGAAGAGCUGGUCGUGUGCAACCUGGGGAAUGUUAUCAUCUCUAUCCCAAAUGUGUUUAUGAUGCCUUUUCUGAUUAUCAGCUGCCCGAACUUCUGCGAACACCUUUACAGUCCCUAUGUCUACAAAUAAAAAGUCUACAGCUGGGAAGUAUUUCAGAGUUCUUAUCUCAGGCCUUGCAAGCUCCAGAAGCAUUAUCGGUUCAAAACGCUGUUGAAUACUUAAAGGUGAUUGGGGCACUAGAUGAGAAGGAAAACUUAACAGUACUAGGUCAACAGUUGUCAGUGCUUCCAGUUGAGCCGAAGCUUGGAAAAAUGCUGAUCCUAGGCGCCAUAUUCAAGUGUCUGGAUCCAAUAAUGACUGUGGUUGCUGGUCUUAGUGUCAGAGAACCGUUCUUGAUGCCAUUUGAUAAGAAGGAUGUUAGUAAUCUUGCAAACUCUCAACACAGCAAUCAUUUACUAAUGUUCCUUGCAGAGUCUGCAAAAGCACAGUUUGCUGCUAAUGAAUACAGUGACCAUCUUACCCUUGUUCGAGCCUAUGAUGGGUGGAAGAAUGCUGAGAGGGAUCAGUCUGGUUAUGAGUACUGCUGGAGAAAUUUUCUCUCAGCACAGACUCUGAAAGCCAUUGACUCUCUUCGCAAGCAAUUCUUUUUCCUGCUUAAAGAUGCGAAUUUGAUUGAUCAGCAGCAUCCAGAAAAUUGCAAUACAUGGAGCCAAGAUGUGAAUCUUGUCCGAGCCGUCAUCUGUGCUGGACUGUUCCCUGGAAUAUGCUCUGUUGUGAACAGGGAGAAGUCAAUAGCGCUGAAGACAAUGGAGGACGGUCAAGUGCUCCUGUAUUCGAGUUCAGUGAAUGGCAGUGUAUCGAAAAUUCCAUACCCAUGGUUGGUUUUCAAUGAGAAAGUAAAGGUUAAUUCCGUGUUUAUCCGGGAUUCAACUGGUGUAUCUGAUUCCGUACUCCUUUUAUUUGGAGGGAACGUUUCAAGCGGUGGACUGGAUGGACACCUGAAAAUGCUUGGAGGCUAUUUGGAGUUCCUUAUGAAGCCUGCAUUAGCCGACACGUAUGUAACUUUAAAGAGGGAGCUCGAGGAGCUGAUUCAGAAGAAACUUCUUGAUCCUGAGUUGGACGUGCAGUCCUAUUCUGAGUUGUUGAUGGCGAUCCGAUUGCUGGUGACAGAGGAUCAAUGUGAGGGCAGAUUUGUAUUUGGUCGUCAGCUGCCUGCCGCCCCAAAACAAAAAAUCCGAGUGGUGAGUCCAGGUGGAGGUGGAGGCGACAAUUCUAAGAACGAGCUCCAAACUUUGCUUGCCAGGGCAGGACAUGGAUCGCCUUCAUAUAAGACGAAGCAAAUGAAGAACAACCAGUUCCGUUCCACAGUGAUCUUUAAUGGUUUGAACUUUGAUGGACAACCUUGUGGCAGCAAGAAAGAAGCUGAAAAGGAUGCAGCUGCCCAAGCUAUAUUGUGGUUGAGGGGAGAGAAUCAUUCGUCAUCCAGAAAUAUCGAUCAUGUCUCAAUGCUUCUCAAGGAGAGCAAAAGCAAAAAGAAAGGCAGGAUGACUGUCCCUAGUGGUAAAUGGGGUUAAUAGUGUACUUUGAUGAAGACCUUUCAGCGUUGUUUCUGUCGGCGGAAUACGUCCUUGCUCUGGUCGAGUUGUAUAUUUGAGUGAAGGGGAUAUAAGAGAACAGAUUAUGCUCCAGUUCUUGGUCCUUCCAGCCUCUGGCUUCGAUGUCCAAGAAGUUAACCAAUUUUGAAGGUGCAAGUAUGGAGACGAUCGAGCUAUCUAGGCGAUAGAUAGCUCAAGAACUCUAACCGUUGCUCGACUCAGUUAUCUAUAUUUAGGCAGAAGCUAUACCAAUGUGGCAUACAGAUUGACUAAUGUAAUCAUUAGAUAUGUAGGAAUCGCUACACAUGAUUAUUGUACAGCUAAUAUAGCAGCAGGAAGUUCGAUUCUCAACUUUUGUUAUUCAGAGUUAUGGCAAGUCUGAAUCAGUUCAUCCACAUUUUGCACUGGAGUAAAGAAGAAGGAAGCUUUUCUUGAUUUUUUCUGACCAAAGCGUCUCAUUGCUAAUCCAAACUAAGAGAAGCAUCCGUCUCAGUGUCCAGAAUUAAUCUGAGGGGGAAUCCUUAUUCUCUCUUGAAAACUGAUUUCCAUAUCUAAGAAACUCUCAUGGUUCGUUCAAUGCUUGCUGCGACGAUCAAGUAGUUUCUUAAACCAGUAAGCUGACAUUUUUGGGUAACGCUUGAGGUUGCUAUAGUCGACAUAGACAAUCCCGAAUCUGGAAGUGUAGCCUGAUAGCCAUUCGAAGUUGUCGAGCAAUGACCAGGCAAAGUAGCCUAUCACGUUGGCUCCAUCGUCAGCAGCCUUCUUCAACUGUGCAAGAUACCCCUUAUAGUAGUUGAUCCUUACAGUGUCAUGCAACCCCUUGGGAAGCGUCACAUUCCCAGGUUGAUCCAUACCAUUUUCGGACAAGAUAACUGUAGGGUUCCCAUACCGUUCUUUGACAUACAUCAAACACUUGUACAAUCCCCAUGGAACAUUAUAGAGCCAAUAGGAAUUACCUUUGGGCCAAUAGGGACUCCAUUUUUUGCAAAGGCGAAUCCAGCAUUCCAGUCUUGCUGGUAGCCGAACACCUUGGGCUGCUUCUGAUGUGGAUUAUACAUAUAAUAUGCUGUGUAUUGGUUGAUACCGAUGUAAUCGAAGGACCCUUUAACCAUCUUCUUCUCUUCUGCUGUGAACUUGGGCAGCCUUUCCCCGACGAUCUCUUGCAUUGUCUUUGGAUACUCACCAUAAACAAUGGGAUGAAGAAACCAUCCAAUGUGGAAGUCUCGGGCUCUUUGAGCUGCAUAGUUGUCAGCUUUCCCUCUAGUCAGGGGUUCAUACCAAACAAAGUCCAACAAAGUUCCAAUCUUUCCCUUUUGUUUCUCCUGAAUUGGAACCCAAAUUCGCAAAGCAACGAUUAACUUGAAUGUCGAGCUUAUGAAGUGAAAACAAAAGUGUGUAAGUCACUAACUUGAUACUUUUC